Messenger RNA from Aspergillus fumigatus Af293, 297 nucleotides. RefSeq names its product U4/U6-U5 snRNP complex subunit LSM6. The record is from RefSeq and is a predicted model, not a curated record. Gene Ontology annotation, molecular function: RNA binding. NCBI's taxonomy places the organism in Eukaryota, Fungi, Ascomycota, Eurotiomycetes, Eurotiales, Aspergillaceae. Gene Ontology annotation, cellular component: U4/U6 x U5 tri-snRNP complex; P-body; sno(s)RNA-containing ribonucleoprotein complex. Gene Ontology annotation, biological process: mRNA splicing, via spliceosome; maturation of SSU-rRNA.
AUGGAGAACAGUUCCUCAUCUGAAGGAAGAGAUCCGUCAGCCUUCCUUGGUGAAAUAAUUGGUGCUCCAGUUACAGUAAAGCUAAACUCAGGUGUUGUCUACAAAGGCGAACUCCAAUCAGUAGAUGGUUACAUGAAUAUUGCCCUGGAGAGAUCCGAAGAAUUUGUGGAUGGCAAAUUAAAGCGAAGUUAUGGAGAUGCUUUCAUUCGAGGAAAUAAUGGUCUGUCAUGCAUUCAGUCAUUUCUCGACCCUCCGUCUAUACUAAUGAACCUAGUGCUUUAUAUCUCAGCGCAAUGA